AUGAAGAAAGGACAGUGCUUCAGCCUGAAUGCCGAGACUGCAGGCCAGUUCCUGGGGACAGGGGAGGAGGAACCAUCAGGUGGUUCUGGCCACACCUUCUAUCAGAUAAUUUCAGGAAUUGGAGAUGGCCGAGGUCCCCGCCGCCAUCUCUCGCCUCCUACCUCAGCCUGGACCUUCCUCCUGCCUCUGGAGGAGUAUGUCCCCCCACCCCGACCCCAGGGGGCUGCCAAGCCCCUGGGGGGAGAUGGGGUCGUGGUCACUAGGGUCCGGAGGGUCUGUGUUGUGACUGGACACCAGAGGCAACCCCAUGGCAGCCACUUCUUCAGGCCUGUGAACAAUAAGAACUUGCUGCUCAGGGCCUCCCCCCGAUCUGGUCCCAGGUGCGUCCUAGUCUCAUGCCCUUGUCCCCCGGGUCUCCUCGGCCUGCUCUGGGGGAUUGGGGCGGCAUCUCUGCAGCAUCUUUUCAGGAAUGUCAAUAAGCAGUGGAUUACACUUCAGCACUUUAACUUCCUCCAACGCACAUAUGUCACACAAAUGAACAAAAGCCUCAACCAGCAAGUAAAACCCAAGCCAGAACCGGUGGCAGCUCCUUUCCUUGAAAAAACAUCUUCAGGUCAAGUUACAGAAAUAUAUGAGAUGAGACCUCUUUUACCCCCCAGCCUAUCUUUGUCCAGAAAGCCAAAUGAAAAGGAAUCGGCAGUACUAGAGUCUGCCUCAACUGUGGAAAGCUCAAUAGAGUUGAGAAAAGGGACAAAAGAGGAAAAGCAGUGGAAAGAAAUGAUACUGCAUGUGGGUAAUUUGCCAGGAAUUUUGGCUCAACUAUGUAAGAUCAAACUCACAGGGUCUUUGGAGCUGUCCUAGGUGUCCCUAGUUGUAAGUACUACUUUGGCUGGAUUUGCUUUGGCUCCAGGACCUUUUGACUGGCCCUGUUUCUCGCUUACUUCUGUUGGGACAGGCCUUGCAUCCUGUGCUGCCAACGGCAUCAGUCUGUUUUUUGGGGUGCCAUUUGACUCAAAUAUGAGUAGGAUAAAGCACAGACAUCUAGUUUGUAGACAGAUCAGCCCAUUGCUAACUGUGUCUUUUGCCACAUGUCGUGCUGUUCCAGGAGUGGCCCUCCUAACCUGGGGCAUGAAUCCACUCACGGGAUAUAUCAACGUCUUCCUGUAUAUCUGCUGUUACACACCACUGAAGAGGAUCAGCAUUUCCAACACACGUGUUGGAGCCAUGAUUGGGGCCAUCCCACCGGUCAUGGGCUGGACAGCAGCCACUGGCAGCCUCGAUGUUGGAGCGUUUCUUCUGGGAGGAAUCCUCUAUUCCUGGCAGUUUCCUUGUUUCAAUGCCCUGAGCUGGGGUCUCCGCAAGGACACUCAACUACUUAUUUUUUUUUUUUGA
This is a messenger RNA of Carlito syrichta (Philippine tarsier), 1392 nucleotides long. RefSeq names its product protoheme IX farnesyltransferase, mitochondrial-like. Gene Ontology annotation, biological process: heme biosynthetic process. NCBI's taxonomy places the organism in Eukaryota, Metazoa, Chordata, Mammalia, Primates, Tarsiidae. Gene Ontology annotation, cellular component: mitochondrion; membrane. The record is from RefSeq and is a predicted model, not a curated record. Gene Ontology annotation, molecular function: protoheme IX farnesyltransferase activity.